AUGGCAGCUUCAGUAGCUUGCUCCUUCUUCUUUGACGCGGAGCUGCUCGCCGAGCCCGGCAUGCCCGCGCUGGACGCGUGCGCGCUCUGCGCCAAGCCGCUGGCUCGCGACAGCGACAUCUUCAUGUACAAGGGGGACACGCCCUUCUGCAGCGAGGAGUGCCGCGACGAGCAGAUGCAGCUCGACGCCAUCUCCGCCAGGCAGGCCGCCCGGAGGCAGCAGCGGUUCUCGUCGGGAGCGGAGGCCCGGCGCGGGCACCAGGAGUACAGGAAGGUGUCCGUCGCGAGCUAG
Triticum turgidum subsp. durum (durum wheat) is the source of this 291-nucleotide messenger RNA. The record is from the annotation of a GenBank genome assembly. Lineage: Eukaryota; Viridiplantae; Streptophyta; Magnoliopsida; Poales; Poaceae.